Messenger RNA from Populus nigra (black poplar), 2886 nucleotides. Its product is annotated as cleavage and polyadenylation specificity factor subunit 3-I. Gene Ontology annotation, cellular component: mRNA cleavage and polyadenylation specificity factor complex. Gene Ontology annotation, molecular function: RNA endonuclease activity; 5'-3' exonuclease activity; RNA binding. The record is from RefSeq and is a predicted model, not a curated record. NCBI's taxonomy places the organism in Eukaryota, Viridiplantae, Streptophyta, Magnoliopsida, Malpighiales, Salicaceae. Bases 1006 to 2778 code for a protein of 590 amino acids. Gene Ontology annotation, biological process: mRNA 3'-end processing by stem-loop binding and cleavage. The transcript is spliced from 4 exons.
UCUUCACCUUCUCUUGCUAAUUCUCCUUGCUUGGCUAUUGUGUAUGUGUAUGUUGAUUUUCCAUUCCAUGAGGUAAUAUUUUGUUUCUCACUAUUAGUUUCAUAAAUGCGAGCUUUUUCUCUCACUGAAUGCUCCUUUGAUUUGACCUUGCUUGCUUUCUUGUUUGUUCAUUUUCUUGUCAAAAGAGAUAUCUCCUAUGAUGAUGUAGUAAGAUUGCAUGAAACUUCAGCUGCAAGAGAUCAACUUGUCCAAGGAAGAAUAUGAAAUUGCUUCAGAAUUAGAGAACACUCAGCUCAGAAGUCAGAUAUACAAUUAUUGAGAAAGUUAGUGUUAGGGUAUUUUGGUCUCAUAUUUGGGAAGAUUUUAUUGUGUGACAAUACAAGUUGGGAAGGAGUUUUAAUAUUUUGAGAAAAACCACAUGAUGCAGUUCCUUAGGUGCUUGAACUUGCAUUAUUAGGGUCAUUUGAUAGGCAGUGGCUAGGUUCUAUUCUUAGUUCCCUCAUCAGUAGAAGUUAGCAAGACUGUUAUAUUGCAGCACUUGACAAUAAUAUAAACUGAAACAGUGAAACUUAAACUUGAUGCUUUGUCAACGAGAGGGCAGGCUGAACUUUCUUACCUCUAUAAAAAGUUAUCAGUAGUAUUCUUGAUGUGUGCUGGGAACUUUUUUACUCUUAACUGGAUCUAUGCAGCUUUAGAGAACUAUAGAUGUAAUGAGAUGCAAUGAGAUGUCUGAUAAAGUGUUGAUGGAAUUUGAAGUGUCAUAGACUUGUAAUAUCUAUAUUUUAAUUAUUCACAUGUUCCUUGUUGCAAGAAGACUAGUGAUCUUCUAAGAAAUAGGUUUGUGCUCGUGAGGUUUAUUUGCUUAUGAUGGGAACCACAAUAGAACAGUGCUGAGAGUGCAUGUGAUUGGGGAGUUAAAGCAAUCCAUUUUCCAGCUUUCACUUGGAUCAUGCUGCAUCCCUGCCUUAUUUUCUUGAGAAGACCACAUUCAGAGGUCGAGUUUUCAUGACUCAUGCGACAAAGGCUAUCUACAAGUUGCUUUUGACUGAUUAUGUAAAAGUGAGCAAAGUUUCAGUGGAAGAUAUGUUGUUUGAUGAGAAAGACAUAAACCGCUCAAUGGAUAAAAUCGAGGUUAUUGACUUCCAUCAGACUCUGGAUGUUAAUGGCAUUAAAUUUUGGUGCUACACUGCUGGCCAUGUCCUUGGUGCUGCCAUGUUCAUGGUAGAUAUCGCUGGUGUUCGAGUGCUGUAUACUGGAGACUAUUCACGUGAAGAAGAUCGGCAUCUUCGUGCUGCUGAGAUGCCACAAUUCUCUCCAGACAUAUGCAUAAUUGAAUCUACCUAUGGUGUACAACUCCAUCAACCUCGACACCUUCGGGAGAAGCGCUUCACUGAUGUUAUCCACUCCACCAUCUCUCUAGGUGGUCGUGUUCUAAUUCCAGCAUUUGCCCUUGGCCGAGCUCAAGAACUCCUUUUGAUCCUUGAUGAGUAUUGGGCAAACCAUCCUGAGCUUCAUAACAUUCCCAUAUAUUAUGCUUCUCCCCUUGCGAAAAAGUGUAUGACUGUUUACCAGACAUACAUCCUUUCUAUGAAUGAAAGGAUCCGCAAUCAGUUUGCGAAUUCAAACCCCUUCAAAUUCAAGCAUAUAUCACCGUUAAAUAGCAUUGAAGAUUUUACUGAUGUAGGGCCAUCUGUGGUUAUGGCAAGUCCUGGAGGACUGCAGAGCGGGUUGUCAAGGCAGUUGUUUGAUAUGUGGUGUUCUGAUAAGAAAAAUGCUUGUGUUUUACCUGGAUAUGUUGUUGAAGGGACCCUAGCUAAGACAAUCAUUAAUGAACCAAAGGAGGUACAGCUCAUGAAUGGACUAACUGCACCACUCAACAUGCAGGUCCAUUACAUCUCCUUCUCUGCCCAUGCAGAUUAUGCUCAGACAAGUACAUUUUUGAAAGAGCUCAUGCCUCCUAACAUUAUUCUUGUUCAUGGAGAAGCCAAUGAAAUGGGAAGGCUCAAACAGAAACUUAUCACAGAGUUUGCUGAUGGCAAUACCAAGAUAAUCACCCCAAAGAAUUGCCAGUCUGUUGAGAUGUAUUUCAACUCUGAAAAAAUGGCAAAAACAAUUGGAAAGCUAGCUGAAAGGACCCCGGAUGUUGGUGAAACUGUCAGUGGUAUACUGGUGAAGAAGGGCUUCACUUAUCAAAUCAUGGCACCUGGAGAUCUCCAUGUCUUCUCACAACUAUCAACUGGAACUAUUACUCAGAGGAUUACCAUUCCUUUUUCUGGUGCAUUUGGUGUGAUAAAGCACAGGCUUGAGCAGAUUUAUGAGAGUGUGGAGUCUGGAACUGACGAGGAGUCUGGGUAUCCAACAUUGCAAGUGCAUGAGCUGGUAACAGUGAAACAAGAGUCUGAUAGACAUAUUUCACUUCAUUGGACUGCUGACCCCAUAAGUGAUAUGGUGUCUGAUUCAAUUGUAGCUUUGGUUUUGAACAUCAGCCGGGAGGUUCCUAAGGUAAUUGUCGAGUCAGAGGACAUAAAAUCUGAGGAAGAAAAUGAGAAAAAAGCAGAUAAAGUGAUUUAUGCCCUCCUUGUUUCACUUUUUGGUGAUGUGAAACUUGGAGAGAACGGGAAGCUGGUCAUACGUGUCGAUGGGAAUGUGGCAGAGCUUGACAAACAGAGUGGGGAUGUUGAGGGUGAGAAUGAAGGUCUCAAGGAACGAGUUAGGACAGCAUUUAGGCGAAUUCAAAGUGCUGUGAGGCCAAUCCCGCGCCCGCUCCCUUCAUCUUAGCUUUUCUCUUUCCUUUUCCUUCUUGUUUCAACGUGUUUCUGACCUUCGAGAAUAGAUUUUGUUUCUAUUGAGCACUAAUUUCUAAUUUAUCCUCUGUUUCCGUAGUAA